Molecule: messenger RNA, 1914 nt
Organism: Endocarpon pusillum Z07020
Lineage: Eukaryota; Fungi; Ascomycota; Eurotiomycetes; Verrucariales; Verrucariaceae
Exons: 2
Coding region: 1-1914 (637 amino acids)
Biological process (GO): aspartyl-tRNA aminoacylation
Cellular component (GO): cytoplasm; mitochondrion
Molecular function (GO): aspartate-tRNA ligase activity; ATP binding
Source: RefSeq, a predicted model, not a curated record
AUGAGGCCUGUCGAAACAGAGGGGCAAGACCAAGCUUCCUUAGGUUUAGAGGGGCCAAACAUUGUAUACUAUACGAAGCGUAAAGAAGAGGGUGACGCUACGAAAGAUAAGCCACUCUCUUCGAUAGAGGAGAUCAAAUACGACCCCUAUAUCGGUGAGGUAGCAACCAUAUCGCAGAUCGAAAUGGUUGUUAGUUCGAUUCAAGCAUUGAAUUAUUUCCCAGCGGACAUUAUUGCCAAAACGGAUACCAAUUUCCCACCUGAGCAGCGACAUUUGCAGCUUCGCACAAGCUCAAACCUACGCAAAACAUUACAAGCUCGUUCAAAAGCACAGACGGAAUGCCGGAAAUACCUUUUCGUGAAAGGUUUCGACGAAAUAGAAACGCCCAUUCUCUUCAAAUCGACUCCCGAGGGUGCCCGUGAAUUUCUGGUUCCCACCAGACAAAGGGGACUAGCUUAUGCCCUCCCACAAAGUCCUCAACAAUACAAGCAAAUUCUAAUGGCCAGCGGAAUCUCCAAGUAUUUCCAAUUUGCAAGAUGUUUCCGGGACGAAGACAUGAGAGCGGACCGGCAGCCAGAAUUCACGCAGCUCGAUAUCGAAAUGUCCUUCGCAUCUACGGACGAUGUCAUGAAGAUCACCGAGAGAAUCAUUCAAGUACUAUGGCAAACGUUCUUCAGUCAGACCAUAUUUGAGAACAAGAUCAAGACGCCCAAAGAGUACAAUAUGCGAGAUAUUCCCUAUCAUGCUCCUCUCUACUUUCCACAAAUUACAUACGACAGAGCUAUGACAUUGUGGGGCUCUGACAAGCCAGAUACGCGUAUCGGAUUUCACCUUCUUCAAGUAGAAGAUUUUUUGGACUCAACCUUAAAGUCCAAGUUAAGCCCCCUCAAAGAUCCUGUGAUUGACUUGUUGAAAGUCAGGGUUUCGAACCCUGAGAAAACUCGGCACUUUAUCAGCACCUUCCUGGACAAGCCGUCUAAUGCAGCGUAUCUAGACAACCCGCAUGGAGUUCCUGGCAUCUUCAUCUUCGAUCCUUCCAAGCCAAUGAACGGGCUUUCAGCAUUCGAACACGAUGCCGCUGAAACGAUUGUCGACCUGCUACAUCCUCAGAGAGGAGAUCUGCUAGUACUGCAAGCUAGGCCCGAUCAACCCUUUAUGGGCGAAGGUUUUACGAUGAUAGGAAACCUUCGUCGCGAUCUCCACGCGGCUCUGAUUUCGGAAGGCAUCAUUCGUAAGCCAUUCCGUGACGAGUUUCUCUGGGUCACAGAUUUCCCACUAUUCUCUCCCACAAACGAUAGCGAUCCAGGGCAGGGCGGUAAGGCAGGUAUCAAAUCAACCCACCAUCCAUUUACAGCUCCAAAAACGAUGUGGGACGUUGAUAGGCUGAACACAGACCCCCUGAGUUGCAAGGCUGACCAUUUCGAUCUUGUCAUCAACGGUGUCGAAAUUGGUGGUGGUAGUCGUCGUAUCCAUGACAGCAAGGUGCAAGAGAUGGUGUUAAGGGACAUCUUGAAGGUACCGGAAAACCAUGCAGAAGAGUUCCGGCCUCUGCUUGAGGCAUUGAGAGCAGGCUGUCCACCUCAUGCAGGGAUAGCUCUGGGGUUUGACAGACUCAUGGCGAUACUAAGGCAAAGCAGCAGCGUACGGGAUGUUAUUGCUUUCCCGAAAUCAGCAAAGGGGGAAGACAAAAUGGUUGGAGCGCCUUCGGCCAUUGAUGCGGAGAGGUGGGCAGAGUAUCACAUGGCCGUAAAGGGAGGCGAGGAAGGCGUCAAGCGGGAAACAGAGAAGGAUGAGCUGACUACCGGAUCAAAGGAGGCAGAUCAAGAGCUUCGGAGCGUUGCAGACCCGAAGCUGCAGACACCUGGUCCGGCUCAACCUGAUGAGAGCGACAUCACACCAAGCACUCCCUCCUGA